Molecule: messenger RNA, 1985 nt
Organism: Ylistrum balloti
Lineage: Eukaryota; Metazoa; Mollusca; Bivalvia; Pectinida; Pectinidae
Product: TRMT1-like protein
Exons: 8
Coding region: 8-1420 (470 amino acids)
Biological process (GO): tRNA N2-guanine methylation
Cellular component (GO): nucleus
Molecular function (GO): RNA binding
Source: RefSeq, a predicted model, not a curated record
ACUUAUCAUGUAUAAAGCGGGUAAUGACAGUGACUGCAGAAGCCUUGAUGGGGACUUGGUAACAGAACUUGGCGUAUCUGUGUUGUCGAAAAACGGGAAAACAGCGGUGGAAAAGGCCAAAUUUUAUAACGAUAGACUCUCUCUAAUAAGAGAAGCGGUAUUGAACACACUUUGUACCUUGACAAGAGAGACAACUGAAACAUUACAUUGUGUGGAUGCUAUAGCAGGUACAGGAGUAACAGGCCUUCAGUGGAAGGUAAGGUUGAAGAAUUUAGUACAUGUUACAAUAGCGGAAAAAGAUCAUAUCAAUGAAGUACAAAGUAACUGUGAGAGGAACGGAAUCUCCAAUGUGUCCUUGCUUCUAGAUACGAAACGCGUCCCAGGGGACCCCAUGGAGUCCCAAAAGGACAGAGAGGUUCACACUUGUCAAUGUACAGCUCCAGUACUCCUCAACAUGGAAGCGUUUGACUUUGUGUACCUCCAUCCCUACAAUCAUAUAGCCUGUCACAUUGACGCAGCCGUGGCGAAUAUACGUAAUAAUGGUGUUCUGUGCCUGGUGUCUUCAGAUUCAACACAUCAAUUUACUCGUUCAGCUGUCUCUGUUAGACGCCACUUUGGGGCCACAGUCACCAAGACAGAAUAUCUCAAAGAACUAGCAGCGAGGGUUAUCGUUAGUUCUAUAGCCAGGGCUGCAGCCAAGUGUAACAAAGGAGUGAAGGUUCUGUAUGUGCUGUUCGUGGAGGAAUUUUUCUUAGUAGCAGUGAAGGUGAUAAGGGGUCCAAAGUAUGCAGACAGUUGUACUGAAGAAAUAAGAAAUCUGUUGCACUGUCAGAUGUGUGAGGAACGUGUCUUCUACCCAUUCACCAACACUCCUACAGAACAACCCUAUAGUCUACUGCCCUGUAGGUGUCAGGACAACACUCCUGGUAAAACAGCACUGGUGCUUGGACCAAUGUGGUCAGGAGAAUUGUUCAAUUCUGAAUUGCUCAGUAAAAACUUGGCUGCUGCUAAGGAUGAACAAUUUUCUAAAAAGCUUCACAAUAUAUGGGCAGUCAUGCUGGACGAGGUGCGAUGUGUACAAUGUAUAGCUACAUCUGAAAAUGAAAGUGAAAGUAGCCUAACAGAACCUUGUACAAAACGACAAAAGUUGGCAGAUUCAGGAAUUUCACGAGUGUUGGCAGAAUGUAUGAGUGACCUGGAACAUAUGCCACCAUUCUAUUACAACAUUCUACGACGGAAAUGGAAAGGAAUUAAUGUACCAAAGUAUCCCGUUCUGAUAGAUCUCCUACGUAAGGAAGGUCAUCGGGCAUCUCGUACACAUUUUGACUUUGGUUGUAUUCGUACAAGUGCCGAUCUGGCUGAUCUCACACUGAUACUGUCAAAAUACUGUCAACAAACACAACAGUGUACUAAUGUGUGAUCAGAGCUGUCAACAACCACAACAGUGUACUAAUGUGUGAUCAGAGCUGUCAACAACCACAACAGUGUACUAAUGUGUGAUCAGAGCUGUCAACAACCACAACAGUGCACUAAUGUGUGAUCAGGACUGUCAACAAACACAACAGUGUACUAAUGUGUGAUCAGGGCUGUCAACAACCACAACAGUGUACUAAUGUGUGAUCAGGGCUGUCAACAACCACAACAGUGUACUAAUGUGUGAUCAGGGCUGUCAACAACCACAACAGUGUACUAAUGUGUGAUCAGGACUGUCAACAAACACAACAGUGUACUAAUGUGUGAUCAGGGCUGUCAACAACCACAACAGUGUACUAAUGUGUGAUCAGGGCUGUCAACAAACACAACAGUGUACUAACGUGUGAUCAGAGCUGUCAACAAACACAACAGUGUACUGAGGUGUAACCAUGACUCUCAACAAAAGAGCAGUGUACUUGUAGUGUGAUGGGAUAGGAGUUAAAGCAUCUGUUGUAUUUAGCAGUGUGUUCAAGGAAUCUUGAUUAUUAUUAUCAGACAUCACAUCAUUGCAU